Messenger RNA from Labeo rohita (rohu), 1901 nucleotides. RefSeq names its product actin-associated protein FAM107A. The transcript has 4 exons. Bases 105 to 689 code for a protein of 194 amino acids. Gene Ontology annotation, cellular component: neuron projection; stress fiber; synapse. The record is from RefSeq and is a predicted model, not a curated record. NCBI's taxonomy places the organism in Eukaryota, Metazoa, Chordata, Actinopteri, Cypriniformes, Cyprinidae. Gene Ontology annotation, biological process: actin filament bundle assembly; regulation of actin cytoskeleton organization; actin filament polymerization.
AGGAGGCAUGUGGGUGAAGAACUGCAGAAACUCAAGAGAAACAUCCCUCUCAUAAACAUGUAGGAUAUCACACACACACACACGCACACACUGGCAACAGCAGGAUGGACCAGAGAGUUGAACACAGUUUUUAUCCCCCUGAGGGCCAGCCCAGCAGACCCAGAGAUGUGCUUGUUAAGUCAGCCUCAGCAUAUGCAGAUAUCCAAUGGGAACAGCCUCAUCAGCCGAGAAACCCAGACAGGGAUCCAUUUGGUUACCCUCAUCGUGAGAUCCCCCCGUUGGCAAGUUACGCUCCUCAGCCUGAUUACAUGACAGGGGAUGAUGAUCUCAUCAAGCCUAAAAAGCUGAUUAAUCCAGUAAAAGCCUCUAAAAGCCACCAGGAGCUUCAUCGAGAGCUGCUUAUGAACCAUAAACGAGGUAUUGGUGUGGAGAAUAAGCCAGAACUGCAACGUGUGUUGGAGCAAAGGAAAAGAGAGCAGAUGAUAAAACAGAGAAAGCAGGAGGAGGAGGCCAGGAGGAAAAUCUCUCCAUUGGAACAGGAGCUUCUCAAGCGACACCAGAAACUAGAGGAGCUGGAGAAGGAGCAGGCACGACUGGAGGACAGCAACUGCAGCGCUCCGGAAUUCAUAAAAGUGAAGGAGAACCUGAGACGAACGUCGUUUACAAGUUCUGGAGAGAAGGAGGUGUAAACAAAGCCUGGAUCCAUGUGUGUUUGUGCACGGCCAGUAACAUAGAGACCUGCCGCAGCUGCUAAACACCACCCACAAGACUCUGCUUCUCUACUUCCUGUCUCUCACCAACAACACAGUCACCUCUCUCUGUAGCAGGUUCAGAGUGGGCAGAGAUAAGGACAAGACCCAAAGGGUCUCCGCUACACCUUCACAUCAUAAGGAGGUUGAUGGAGACUGCAAGGAGUGUUGCUGUUUUUAUUUUAUUUUUUCCUGCUUUGGGUUUGUCUUGAAGGGUUAAAGAUUGACUGGCCAGGAUGCUUAUGAGUUAGUGUGUAUGCAUGGAUGGACAGCUGUUCUGGUUCUGUCACAUUAGAUGAAAAAGUGAAAACAAGGUACAGGGAUUAGUUUCAGAGUGAAAAAAAAAGCCCAGUCUAUUUCUCUCUAAAUGACAGGCGGAACUUUUGGAAGGCGGCAAUUAGGUAAACAUAUCAGUAUUAUAGACAAAUUGUUGCUUAUCAAACCGCCAAAUAUUUGUUCAUUGCCUAAUUUUAAACAUUGUCUCUUAUACUUAACAAUCAGCACUUGUCACUUUUAAAUGAAAAUAUAAGAACUAUGAUUAUUUUCAGGUUUCAUCACCCUUGAUUUGCAGCGUAACUCUGACAUUACAUAAAUGUUUAAUGUUUAAUAACGUAAGCAUUAAACAUUGAUCAUCACUACAACGAUGUCUAAAACGAUGACACACUUUUACACGAAGCUAACCAUUUAAUUUAACACAUCAGAAAGUUAAACCUGUGUUAAAAUAGGGGAGUUUCUGGUUUGUGCUUACUCCAGUGCCUUUGUUAAAGUAAUGCAACAGGAUGGGCUGCCUGACUGUUACUGUGGUUCAAUAUAUGUUGCAUAGAAUUGUGUUCACAGUCAUAUCUUUAUGAAAUGUUCCCUAAUAAAACUGUUUUACUUUGUUUGGGUUUUCAAAGCACAAAGUAAAAUUGAAAUAAUAUGUCAUUUUCUGGCUCCUGAAGCCAUUGGAUAAUAUAACAUGCAAUGCGUUACGUUAGUUUAUGUUAAUUUAAUUCUCAUGUUGUUGCAGUCAAAAUCAUGAAACAAAUAGAGUUGGCUACUUACAUUUGUAGCUUUAGAUGUGACCUUUUGACUGUUAUAAACACAAAACUUACACAAUAAAGAAAAAGUACACAUGCUUCAUAUAAAUAAAGAUAUUAGUAGUACUUUAAU